Lagenorhynchus albirostris (white-beaked dolphin) is the source of this 1426-nucleotide messenger RNA. RefSeq lists its product as uncharacterized. The transcript is spliced from 6 exons. The coding region runs from base 1 to 1143 and encodes 380 amino acids. NCBI's taxonomy places the organism in Eukaryota, Metazoa, Chordata, Mammalia, Artiodactyla, Delphinidae. The record is from RefSeq and is a predicted model, not a curated record.
AUGGCAGGUUCUUCCAAGCCUCCACUUAAUUGCACUCCGCGGCCGCGCGCGGCUGUCGGCUCUGAGGGCGCCGCACGGCCGAGGACCCGGGGGGCGCCGACCCGCCGACCCACGCGCCGGGUGCGUGGCGAGGUCGGCCCGAGGCCCCGCCGGCCGCUCCCGGGCACAGGUGUGCGGGCACGGCCUCGCCGCCAGUCUCCCCCCGCCGGUCCUUGCCUUUUGUUCGAAGUGGAUAGUACCCUGCACCGGGCCGUCGCCCUUCAGCACGCAUACGGCCUUCGUCACCAUGACUCACGGGGACGCGCUCCGGUCCACUGCGAAGACCAGAGAAGAAGCGGGAAACCCCGCCGAGGACGCCAACGCAAACCGAGGACGCAGCACCGCGCCGAGCCGCGGCACCUUUAUAUGCCGGGCCGCCGCACCCCGCCCACCCUGGCCCGGAACCAAUCGCCGCCCGCGUUCUCAGCACGCCCCCCACGGGACGCGAGUGGCCGGGAAUCACCGGGGGCGGGGCCAAAGGGCUGCUUGGGGCGCCUUGCCUUUCGCGCUGCGGGCUCCCUCCGCCCGGCGCCCGUAAAACGCCCAGAAACCUGGAACGGCGAAAAACAGCAGCCCUUCUCCUCCAAAGGGUGUAGUCCGUGGAUUGCAGUACACAAAAUAAGGAAAAUGAGGCAGCCUGUGCGGAUGAAUAAGCAGUUUACCGUGUGUCAUUCUGGCAUUCCUGGGGAUGAAAAUCGGUGUUUGGGGACCUCUGUGGUUAAGAGUAAGUCCUCUACAUACGAACCAAGUUGCAAACUUUCAAAGAGGCGAACGUGCGUUCCAUCAACGUCAGGUGUGAGUAGAAUUGCAGCCCUCCGUCUCCUGUUGCUGACGACCCUUCAGCUCUACCAUCUCCCACCUCCUCUCCCUCCUCCAGUCAGUAACUCUUCUUGCCUGUUCACUCGAUGCCAGCCCCUGGAUGCCAGCUGUUGUAGUGUACUACUGUACUUUUCAAGACUGGCUGUUGCUGUCCGUUUCCCAGUCCUGCUGUUUAGCCAAGUGGGAUUCUUCUUCAUGCCAGUUACGUGGGCGCAGAGGCUGGACUCUUCCUCCAAGGUGGGAGAAGUUAACUACAAUGAUGACCAGACUGUAGCCGUGACGUAAGCUGCCACAAUUCCAAGAAUUGGCCUCAAGGAAAUGGGAACACACCGACCCUGGAACUGAAGAUUAACUGUACUUAAAACAAUCAAGAUGAUGCUGGUCAGACCACCGAUGACCAAUUUCAAGAUGACCGUCAGAGCUGACUGUGCUGUUUCUGCAUGUAGCCCUCUCCCUCCAUCUAUGAAAGCCCUUGGCCCAUGAUUGUCAUUUGUAGGGGGAGUCGGCCUUUGGACAGGAGUCCGCCCCACCCCCAUUGCUGACAUCCAAAAUUAAGCAAACUUUCCUU